Molecule: messenger RNA, 2364 nt
Organism: Panicum hallii
Lineage: Eukaryota; Viridiplantae; Streptophyta; Magnoliopsida; Poales; Poaceae
Product: pentatricopeptide repeat-containing protein At1g69290-like
Exons: 1
Coding region: 67-2079 (670 amino acids)
Molecular function (GO): protein binding
Source: RefSeq, a predicted model, not a curated record
CUCGGUUCUUCCCUCGCUUCCUAGGCAAACGGUCGAACACCUCAACGGCAAAAACACCUCCGACAAAUGCGCGCUCUACUCCGCCUCCGGCGCCAGCUACCUCUGCCCUUCACCGCGCGGGCCUUCUCCUCCUCCUCCGAGCCCAACGAGAUCCCCACCAUCUACUCCUUCCUCCAGCCCUCUGUUUUCGCGCCGCGUCCCAGGCCCCAACCGCCGCCGCCCCCACCCCCGGCCCAUGACACCGCCCCCAGAAAGACGCUCCCCGUUGCCGACGCCGCCACGCUCGAAUCCAGCCUCCUCGCCGCCGUCGCGGAGGACCGCUCUGACGAUGCGUGGCUCGCGUUCAAGUCACUAGCCGCGUCCUCCAGCCCGCCCUCACCCCACGCCGCCGCCGCGCUCGUCUCCCACCUCGCCGGCGCAGCGGCCGCGCACCAGCGGCUUAGCCUCAAGCGCGCCUUCGCCGCGGCCAUCUUCCUGCUGGAGAAGAGCCCGCACGCGGCGCCCGUCCCGGAGCCCGCCCUCGGGGCGCUCUUCUCCGCGCUAGCCGCGGCGGGCUCCGCCGCGCCGGCGCUGGCGCUCGCGCGCGCGAUGCUACGCUGCGGGCGCCGCCUCCCGGCGUUCUCCGUCUGGGGGCACCCUCUGAUCGAGGUUACCCGCGAUGACGCGGGCGCCUUUGCGGCAUUCCUGAAGGUGUUCGACGAAGCCUGCAAGCUCGUGGUGGAGGAGAAGGCUCCUGCUGAGGCGGUGGCGAUGCGCCCUGAUCUCGCUGCCUGCAAUGACGUCCUUGCUGGUUGCUGCCGCAGGCUUGGCUCGGUGGCUGAUGCUGAGAGGGUCCUGGAGACUAUGUCGGCCGUUGGGGUCUCGCCAGACGUAGAGAGCUUUGGGUCACUUGCCUUCUUGUAUGCUUGGAGAGGUGUUCCCAGCCGGGUUGAUGAGCUGGAUACAUUGCUUGAUGCUCUGGGAUUCAGCAAGAAGGGAUUUUUCAAGAAUCUGAUCAGUGGGUACCUAAAAUCAAGCAACUUCGAGUUGGUUUCAUCACUCAUCCUCAGUGCAGUGAAGGAGCGCAGAGUUGGGGAUGGCAAUGGAUUUGAUGAGGAAACCUAUAGUGAGGUUGCUCGGUGCUUUGUUGAUCAUGCGAGGAUUCGAGAACUAGCUCAGUUGAUCAUCCAAGCACAGGAGAUUGAGCUCACUCAACAACCUAUGUCAGCAGAGGAUUCUGUUGGGUUUGGGAUUGUCAAUGCUUGUGUUGAACUUGGCCUAUUGAACAAAGCUCAUAACAUUCUCGAUGAAAUGACUGCUCAAGGAGCUUCUGUAGAUCUUGGUGUGUACUCCUCGAUCUUGAAAGCAUACUGCAAGGAACAGAAGACUGCAGAGGCUGCACAGCUUGUGGCAGAGAUUAGUGCAGCUGGGCUUCAACUUGAUGCUGGUAGUUAUGAUGCUCUUAUCGAUGCUUCCAUGACAGCCCAUGAUUUCCAAUCUGCAUUUGCUCUUUUCAAGGACAUGAGGGAGGCAAGACUACCAGAACUUAGAUCAAGUUAUCUCACUAUAAUGACAGGCUUGACAGAGAACAACCAGCCUGGCCUCAUGGCUUCAUUCUUGGACUCAGUUGUUGAUGACCCGAGAAUACAGAUUGCUACACAUGAUUGGAACUCGAUAGUACAUGCUUUCUGCAAGGUCGGGAGGUUAGAGGAUGCUAGAAGGACAUACCGAAGGAUGGUAUUCCUUAGAUUUGAACCAAAUAAUCAGACAUACCUUUCACUGAUCAAUGGGUAUGUCUCAGCUGAGAAGUACUUUAAUGUGCUCAUAUUAUGGACAGAAGUGAGGAGGAAGGGGACUGAUUUCAACCACGAGUUGAUUGAUGCCUUUCUGUAUGCUUUGGUGAAAGGAGGGUUCUUUGAUAUGGCAAUGCAGGUGAUUGACAGGGCGCAAGAGUUUAAAAUAUUUAUAGAUAAGUGGAGGUACAAGCAAGCAUUCAUGGAAACCCACAAGAAACUGAAAGUGGCAAAGCUAAGAAAGCGAAACUUCAGGAAAAUGGAAGCCCUGGUAGCUUUCAAAAAUUGGGCUGGUCUGAAUACAUGACACCACAACCUCAAUUUAUCAACCUAGCAUGUGUUAUGGCUGAAUUCGUCGUCUUCAGAAAGCUGUAGCAAGCACUAUGGAUCUUUAGAGAUGGUCAAGCAGCUGUUGACUGUGAUAAGUUUGUAACAAGGUUGGAUAAAUUGGCGAGCUUGUGUUCUCUAUGAUAUUUAUAGGAAUAGGUUUACUGACCUGUCUAUGUACUAGUUUUCCAUAGGGUCCGAUCUGACUCCAGACCAUGUAUUACAGAAAUAGAUUCAAUAACGAGUUUCUCUUGAAAUACUUUGC